Messenger RNA from Trypanosoma brucei brucei TREU927, 567 nucleotides. RefSeq lists its product as hypothetical. The record is from RefSeq and is a predicted model, not a curated record. The transcript has a single exon. The coding region runs from base 1 to 567 and encodes 188 amino acids. NCBI's taxonomy places the organism in Eukaryota, Euglenozoa, Kinetoplastea, Trypanosomatida, Trypanosomatidae.
AUGAUGUGGAACGUGGCGCUACGUGUCUCGUUGGCGACCGCAUUUGUCAGAGGAAGGAGGAAGAUUGAAAAUGGAAACUUGUGUAGCGGCUGCGAUGCUGUUGUCUUUGGGGCUCGGUUGGUAUGGGCACGACUUAAUAUGGAGAGUGCGAGGUACUUCGUGCUGAUAGUAUUGAGGUUUCCGGGAUUCUGCUGUUUGUGGAAUGUUUUUGGUCUCCGUUUUUUUGACAGUUCGCGGCGCGGCAGGAUCCCCUUCGAGCCUUUACUUCAGUUGGUUAGUGACCUACGGCCCGGUGCGUUACAUUUUCCAUUUGCCGCCGCUUUAACCCUAGUCGAUUGUUUUAUUUUGGCACUGGGCGCAGCGGUUCGACAUGCCCAUUUGCACUCCCAGAAACAGCAUCUCGCCAUCUUUUGGUGUGCCAUCUUGAGUGUCGUGGCUUCGGUCGACGGGAACUUUCACCCCUUGUUGUUUGGGUAUCUGCACGGCAAGGGAAAGGGAGACAGCGCCUCCGAUUCUACAUCCUUUAGAACAAACACCUCUCAAAUGAAUUUUUCCAUGUUUCUGUGA